GCAGGAGUUCGAAUGUUGGACGGCACCGUGAAUGAUGCCGUCGAGGCCAAGGCCCUGGGUCUUAAUCCGGAUCACAUUCACAUCUACAGCGCCAGUUGGGGUCCGGAGGAUGAUGGAUCGACUGUGGACGGACCGGGACCUUUGGCUCGGAGGGCUUUCAUCUUCGGCGUGACGAGUGGCCGUCAGGGCAAGGGAUCCAUCUUUAUUUGGGCCUCCGGGAAUGGCGGACGUUACACGGACAGUUGCAACUGUGACGGCUACACCAACUCCAUUUUCACACUUUCCAUUUCCAGCGCGACUCAGGGAGGUUACAAACCAUGGUACCUGGAGGAAUGUUCCUCAACGCUGGCCACCACUUACAGCUCCGGAACCCCUGGGCACGACAAGAGUGUGGCAACCGUUGACAUGGAUGGAUCCCUUCGACCGGAUCGAAUCUGCACCGUGGAACACACCGGAACAUCCGCAUCGGCCCCACUUGCGGCAGGAAUUUCAGCGUUAGCACUGGAAGCCAAUCCAUCGCUCACCUGGAGAGAUAUGCAGUACUUGGUGGUUCUGACGUCCAGGCCGGAACCUUUGGAGAAAGAAUCCGGCUGGAUCAUGAACGGCGUUAAGAGGAAGAUUAGCCAUAAAUUUGGCUAUGGAUUGAUGGACGCUGGAGCCAUGGUUAGUUUGGCCGAACAGUGGACCAGCGUUCCUCCCCAGCAUAUUUGUAAGUCUCGGGAGAUCAACGAAGAUCGACCAAUUGAGGGUACUGUGGGUUGGACCUUGCAAACCCAUAUGGAUGUUAAUGGUUGUGCUGGAACAGUGAAUGAGGUUAGAUUCCUGGAACAUGUUCAAUGUAAGAUUACUCUAAGGUUCUUCCCGAGGGGAAAUCUGAGGAUCCUUCUGACUUCGCCUAUGGGAACAACUAGUACUCUGCUAUUCGAACGACCUCGGGAUGUGACCAAAUCCAACUUUGACGACUGGCCUUUCCUGAGUGUCCAUUUCUGGGGCGAAAAAGCUGAAGGACGAUGGACCUUACAAAUCCUGAAUAGUGGUCAUCGAAGGGUCAGCCAACCUGGUAUCCUUUCCAAAUGGCAGCUGAUAUUCUACGGAACCGAUCAGAACCCAAUUCGACUGAAGAACGAUGGUCAACGUAGCUCCGGAGCUUAUUCCAGUCUUAAUCCAUUUGUUUUCCCUACGGAAACUGAUCAACCAGCUUUGUCCGGUGGAAACUUCUACCAGUCGGAUCUUUUCACAAACUCCAUGAACUAUCCGUAUCUGUUCAGUGGAGCCGGAAGUAGUAUCGACAAAACCGUAACCACUCUCAAUGGACACAAUAUCCCAACGGCUCAACGGGAGAACGUAAUGGCCGAUUCCAAUAACAAAUUGGUAGUGCUGCACGAUUGUGAUCCGGAAUGUGACCAGCAGGGCUGCUACGGAAAAGGACCGACGCAGUGUGUCGCCUGCAAACACUAUCGAUUGGACAAUACCUGCGUGAGUCGGUGUCCACCGAGAAGUUUUCCAAAUCAGGGUGGCGUUUGCUGGCCAUGUCACGAGUCCUGUGAAACUUGUGCCGGAGCUGGUCAGGAUAGUUGCCUAACCUGUGCUCCUGCUCAUCUGUACGUGACCGAUUUGGCGGUUUGCUUGCAGAUCUGUCCCGAUGGAUACUUUGAAAAUUACGACAACAAGACCUGCGUUCCGUGCGAAGCCAACUGUGCGUCCUGUCAGGAUCGACCCGACUAUUGUACCAGCUGUGAUCAUCAUCUGGUCAUGCAUGAGCACAAAUGCUACUCGGCGUGUCCCAAAAAUACCUAUGAAACGGAGGAUUACAACUGUGCCGAUUGCCAUUCGUCCUGUAUGACCUGCAACGGAUCUUCCGAGUCCCAGUGCAUCCUGUGCCGUGCCGGGCGAUUCGCCCACGAGGGUCGAUGCCUAAAUGCCUGUCCGGAUGGGUUCUACGGGGACAAAAAGCGGCACGAGUGCAUGGCUUGCCCGAUCGGGUGUUCCACCUGCUCCAGUGGAGCCAUCUGUACCGGAUGUCGGGAAAACUGGACCAUGAACAAGAAGGGCAAAUGCAUCGCCAACGGCAGCAACAACUGCGAUGAAUCGGAAUAUUACGAAAAUGGCCACUGCCACUCGUGUCACUCGACCUGUGAAACCUGUACUGGUCCAACCGAGCAUGGAUGUCUGACCUGUGCGUCUCCGCUGCUACUUCAGAAUCAGCGCUGCGUGAACGAGUGCGACGAGGGUUAUUACAUGGAGGUUGGCAUGUGUGCCAAGUGUCUACACACCUGUACCCAGUGUGUAUCCCGGAUGAAUUGCACUUCCUGCCAGAAGGGCCUGCAGCUGCAAAGUGGCGAAUGCCGAACGACUUGUGCCGAUGGAUAUUACAGCGAUCGAGGAACCUGUGCCAAGUGUUAUCUGAGUUGCAACACCUGCAGCGGCCCCCGCAGGGAUCAAUGCGUUAAGUGUCCUGAUGGAUGGCAGCUAGCCGGAGGCGAAUGUCAUCCCGAAUGUCCUGAAGGAUUCUUCAAGACCAAGUUCGGGUGCCAGAAGUGUCAUCACUACUGCAAAACUUGUAACGCUGCCGGACCCCUAGCCUGUACCACCUGUCCGUCGCACUUCAUGCUGGACGGAGGUCUCUGCAUGGAAUGUCUAGGUUCGCAGUUCUACGAUCCCCCAACGCAAACGUGCAAAACGUGUCACGAGAGCUGUCGCUCAUGCAGCGGCCCGGGCCAAUAUUCGUGCGUAACGUGCGCCUUCCCGCUGCACCUGGAUCGGCUAAACAACCAGUGUGUGCCUUGCUGUGCCAGCGAUGCGUCACCCGAGGACCAGAGCUGUUGCCAUUGCGAUAAGCAGAGCGGAGGUUGCAUCAACUCAUCCCCCGCUGGGAAGCGAAAGGUCGGUGCCGAACAGCAGCUGCUCCAGUUUGGGGAUGCGGCAGCUGCAGCUGCAAAUGCAGAUGGAAAUGUGGCCGAGCUAGGAGGCAGUGCGGCACUUCAAAUCGGACGCUGGAUACAGGGAACGUCGCCGGCAGCCGUGACGUUGGUGGCCGUUUCCGGUUGUCUGCUCAUCGUUACGGUGUUCGCUGCUGUCUUUACGGUACUGCAGAAACGCACCCGCCGGAAGUACACCGGAGUCAAGUACAACAAGCUGGAUACCGGACGUGGCAACCGCACCAGCGGCAGCGGCAAGAAAGAAUCAAUUUCCCCGGAGGGUGAUGAUUUAUUGGAACCUAUUGUAAAUAAUUUCGAGGAUGACGACGAUGAAGACGACGACGACUACGGCGACGAUAUCGGGGGAACUUCAGGGGGAAAACCGGAAACGGAACAGGAGGAAAACUUCGGUGGCCAACCAUUGGUGGACACUAAUGCUGAUGAUGAUGAUGACCACGAGAUCCGUCAUGGUCGCCGGCAGCGGCAGCUGGAUGUUGAGGGUGGUCCCGGUCGAGGGAAACUCCAACCGCUGCGGUUUGCCAGGACCUGAAAGCUGGCCCCGGACAACAACGGAAAGGCGGCUGGUGGUAAAUGUGUGCUAUAAUAGGCGAUAACAAAUUACUAUAAAUAUUUACUUAAUAUUAAGGGCGGGCAGCGUUAAGGGAAUUGUAAGGCAAAUGACGGAGUAGAAAAUAUGAAAAAUGUGAAAAUUAGGUAUGAAUGUUUGUGAGCAGGGAUGGGAAAAAAAGAAGGAGCCACUUGACAAAAAUGUGAAAGUAGGUUCCAUGACGUUUGGGAGGCUGCUGGAGGUUUUUCAGAGAAAACUGAUUUUUUUGUCUGCCAUCCUUCCCUGGGGAGCACGAAUGAGAAAAUUUUUAUUCAACAAAGAACCCAAACCCAUACAAAAUCAUGCUCUUCAAACCCAAAUUCCAGAAUUGGAACAUGUAGGAAGGUCACAAGGGGAGCGGCAGCUGGGAUGAAAAGUGGGAGUGCGUGCUAAGAGUGUGAUAAACAACUUUUACUUUCUUCGUUUGGGGUAUUUUUGUUAUUUUUUAUACGCUAUUAUUAUAUCUACUUAAAAAUGUGUGUAUACAAUGGGGAAGAGCCCUUCUUGAUAUGGGACGUAGAGGAAAAGUUCGACUACAAAAGGCAUUUUCCACAUUGAUUUUGAACAAAUAAAAUGGACACUAGCCGAGAGUUGUUAAUGGAGCUUCAAAGUAUCAACCUUUUGAUGAUGGUGCUGUUUUCAAUUUGUGAUCCAUCCUUUUUAUUAAUGGUCAUUAUGCGUCGGUAGAGCUCAUCAUCGUUAGAACAGAUAUCCAAUUCAAGACAACUAUAACAAAAUAAGGAUUCAUUCUUAAAAUUCAAAUGAAAACAUGUAAAGCACUGAUAUUCAAUUAAUCCUACAUCUGACACUAACAUGAAAAAAAAAACAAAAAAUAUUGUUCGUAUCUUUCGAGUAAAUUGAAAACAGUUAUCUGAAUCAUCAAAAGGAGCUUUGUAAUAUUCGAUCGUCGAAACUGAGUCCCAAUUAGGAAAGAAAUUGAAAUUGACAGGAAUUUUUAAGGGGUUACACAAAACGAAACGAAACAAUUUGUAAAAUAGCUGUACAGAGCAGGUAGAGACAAAAAAUGUGUAAGAUCUGUUAGUUAAAGAUAAUAUGGAAUCACUAGAGAAAGAAAGAAACUCAGCUGAAAAAUGCUGUGCGAUACGAAAACCAACAUUAAAAAGUGAAUGUGACCUUAUUUCCAAACGUUGAUAUUUUAAACUAAACGAUGCAACUAGCUGUGCUUUAUCCAAUAAAUGUUUAUUUUUGCACCUUUUAUAUUCAAAAGAUUUUUUUAAGUCAAUGCACCUUCUUGGAGCGAUCCAAUCGAGCACCUUAUACUUAUUUCUCAAUGAUAGAUAAACUUCAUUUUUGUGACCUUAAUAUGAUUGAAGCAUUAAUUAAAAAUAAAACUGUAUAUAACACAAAAUCACGGAUGGGCAAUGGCAUCCCAAUCGAGCUUUUUGCCACGUAAAGAACUUUGAAGGAAGAAAAUUAUGUGAAAAACAAUUUUAAUUCUUUUCUCAGUCAUGAUUCUAUUGGGGUAUUUAAUUUAAUCAAUCUCGCCUAACGAAAGCUUAGUUACCUUCUUACGAUAAUGUUGAAUUAAUUUUUAAAUAAUUUUUCUUUCCUCCCUCAAAUUGACGGCCAUCACUCGGAUGUGCCCAGUCUAAGGACGAAAAACAACUAAAACAAUUAAAUUAAAAAAAAAACAAAUGGAUCGUUUUACUUUCGUCUCAUCGCAAACGGAUAGCGAAAACAUCCAACGGGUGAUAUGGUGUUAGAAGAAAUCAAAAUUUGAAUAGUUAAUUUGUUCAACAAAAAAGUAUAAUUUAUCGGAUGGCAAACCAACAGCCGCAUUUUGCAGCCGCAUUUUGUAAAGAUUCGAAGGAAAGUAAACUGAAGAGAGAGAAAUAUGAAACAAACAAAAAACUACAAGAUGUACUAAAGAUGAAUGAAACCCGAAGAAGAAAUCAUUAAAACACGUGAAACUUGAAACCGUGCUUUACAUGUUUAGGGUAACUGUAACUAUGCGGGAAAAUAAAAGAAAAAAUGAUGUUUCGUGCUAGCUAAGAAAAAAAACUCACGAGGAUACGAAAAAAAAACAAUUAUUGCUGAUUGUAAGAAUGCCGACGAAGAAUGUUCAUCGAAGAUCGUUUUGAGGUAAUUAAACUGAAUCUAAAGAAAAACAAACAACUAAUAUUUUGUAAAAAAGUGAAAUAAAGAACAAUAAAAUGGAGUUCAUCAAAAA
Molecule: messenger RNA, 5716 nt
Organism: Uranotaenia lowii
Lineage: Eukaryota; Metazoa; Arthropoda; Insecta; Diptera; Culicidae
Gene: Fur2
Product: furin-like protease 2
Exons: 10
Coding region: 13-3468 (1151 amino acids)
Biological process (GO): protein processing
Cellular component (GO): Golgi membrane; trans-Golgi network
Molecular function (GO): serine-type endopeptidase activity
Source: RefSeq, a predicted model, not a curated record